AAACAGGCUAGAGUUAGUGUUUAUGGGUUUAUGCAGAUAGGCUACGCUUUUUUGGCGCGUGCCGUGUGAAGAUGUUCCCCACAGCCAGAUGGUACAUCCUCGGUUCAUUCAUAAAAAUUCUGGGGGAAUAUAAGGAGGAGCUUGCAGAGCAGUCUGUCAGUGGCCAGGUUUACAAACCUGGAGCUUUGAAUAGCAGCAACAGCAAAGGAAAGGAGAGGAGAAGGCUGGCUGACAGAGCAGAUCGUCCGUUCUUUUUUGUCUCUGUUAAUAUUUAUAUUUAUAAAUAUAUAUUUAUAUAAAUAUAUCUAUUUAUUUUGUUGGAUCGUGCCUGGUGGAUUGGAGCAAUGUUCAUCAGCAAAGUGAACGGCGUCGACUCUGUGCCCCACUGCAGCCCUGCAUCUCCGGACGGGGACACCCUCCACGCAGGUUUCCAGCCCAUGGAGACCACACAGGGGGUCCAGGCAGGCCGUGAGACGUCCGUCACUCCGUUUGUUCCAACGGUGACUGCGAUCUCGACCACCCCAGACCUGCAGUGGAUGGUCCAGCCCACCAUCGUCACGUCCGUCUCGCCGUCUCCGGGCAGAGCUGCAGCCAAUGAGGCGCAGAGCUCCCUGAAAACACACGGGGGCAAGGGGAAAAGCGCCUCCAGGAAGGGAAAAGUCGAGCAGCUCACACCCGAAGAGGAGGAAAAGAAGAGGAUAAGGAGGGAGAGGAAUAAGAUGGCCGCAGCGAAGUGCCGCAACAGACGGAGAGAGCUCACAGACACCUUGCAGGCUGAAACCGACAAGCUGGAGGAAGACAAAGCAGCUCUGCAGGCUGAGAUUGCAAAUCUUCUGAAGGAAAAGGAAAGACUUGAGUAUGUCCUCUCCGCACAUAAGCCUUUAUGCCAGCUGCCCGAAGAGCUGGACAGCAUUUUCCCAGAGUCGCCACAGUCUCUUCCUUCUUCGGAUUCCUCCGUCAAGCUCCCAGAGGAUGGUGUGCAGGACACACCUUCUCUGCAAGACUUGGAGGCUCCGUCCGUUCCAUCCUCCGCUAUCUCGGGGAACUCCAACAUCCUGCUGUGCUCCAGCGCAGAAGUCAGCCUCUGUGACCUUGAACCGUCACUGGACGUCAAGGAGGAGCUCCUGGAAAACAUCCUCAGUUCUGUGGAUGAGGACAGGAUCUCUGUGGAAACAGCACGCUCUGUCCCUGACAUUGACCUCACUGGAUCCCUGGGCAUCACAGACUGGGAGACCCUGUACAAGUCUGUGGCCAAUGACCUGGAACCCUUAAGCACCCCGGUGGUGAACACCUCUACCCCCACUUGCAGCAACUACCUGUCUGUCUUCACCUUUGCCUGCCCAGAGCUGGACUCUCUUGACGAGGAACUGGAUGGCUGCAAAGGUGGGGCACCCAAAUCUGAUUCCAACGUAGAUAUCCUUAACUCGCCCACACUUUUGGCCUUAUAAACACCGGAAUGAAACGGAGGUGUUGGAUAGUGGUCUUGUGAAAGCCCUCUCUACUAUCGGAUAUCACUGUGUUGUGAUAUCUGAGACGAGUGGUAUUGAUGUGAAGCCAGCAGUUCAGUGGCAGCAUCUAAGAAAUAUGUAAUGUGACCGAGAUAGUGUUUAUCCUCUUCCAGAUAAUUUUGAUGUAGCUAAGAGCAUGGAAAAAUUAUCCUAUGGACAGUUAUGAGCUAUCUUCUGGUUCGAAAAAGCAUGCGCAAAGAUAAAGAUCUCAUCUAAAUGAAUAAGUAAAUAAAUAAAUUAAUAUAUAUAUAUAUAUAUAUAUAUAUAUAUAUAUAUAUAUAAAUAUAUAUAAAUGAACAGACAUAUAUGUAUGUAUCAGAUUUAUAUUUGUUUGAUCUGCUGUGAGGUCUUCUGUAAGCUGUAUCGUGCACUGUUCACUGUGCAGUUUUGUGUUUUUUGAUGGCAAUAGUUUAUCAAUGUUGUGCUUUAGUACACAUUCCUGAAGUUCUUGCAUACCUCAGUGUCAUCAUCAAACUGUGUUUUGACGUCAUUAAGAUGUUUAGAGUUUUCCAUGAAAACAUCCAGUGCUAUCAACGAUCAAGAUGUAUUUUAUGAUAAUUUAUUUUUCUACCUUUUAAAUUUUGACUUGUUUGUCAAAUGAAAAGAGUUAAAUGAGCAUUGAUUGCUUAUGAAUUAAUAUUCACAUUAAAUAUUCAUGCAAUGUGA
Messenger RNA from Astyanax mexicanus (Mexican tetra), 2174 nucleotides. It is a transcript of the gene fosaa, whose product is annotated as v-fos FBJ murine osteosarcoma viral oncogene homolog Aa. Gene Ontology annotation, cellular component: nucleus. NCBI's taxonomy places the organism in Eukaryota, Metazoa, Chordata, Actinopteri, Characiformes, Acestrorhamphidae. The record is from RefSeq and is a predicted model, not a curated record. Bases 345 to 1448 code for a protein of 367 amino acids. Gene Ontology annotation, molecular function: RNA polymerase II cis-regulatory region sequence-specific DNA binding; DNA-binding transcription factor activity, RNA polymerase II-specific. Gene Ontology annotation, biological process: regulation of transcription by RNA polymerase II. The transcript has 4 exons.